Messenger RNA from Venturia canescens, 2658 nucleotides. Its product is annotated as transmembrane protease serine 9-like. The transcript has 13 exons. NCBI's taxonomy places the organism in Eukaryota, Metazoa, Arthropoda, Insecta, Hymenoptera, Ichneumonidae. Gene Ontology annotation, biological process: proteolysis. The record is from RefSeq and is a predicted model, not a curated record. Bases 195 to 2177 code for a protein of 660 amino acids. Gene Ontology annotation, molecular function: serine-type endopeptidase activity.
GCCACGGGACAAUAUAUUUUUUUCGUCCCACUCGAGUGGUUUGUCGUGGUUACAAGAUCCUUCAAUAAGGAUUUAAACAACGUUGCGUUAUUACGUACACGGUACAGAGAAAAAUCCGGAGAGUCCAAGUGUUUUCAUCAGUUUUCGUGUUGUUGGCGAUCGAAAAGUGCACGGGACGUAUAAAGGAAUCCGUUAUGACGAAGCACAUUGAAACCAUGGCAUUUUCAUACAUCCUUGCAUUUUUCGCAUGUAUUUACACCGCCCACGCUCUACCGCGAGUGGACUCCGUAGACACCGAUGAAAAUUUGGGAGUCUCCGACCCGAGUGGGAGAAACGGGGGUUUCAUUGAAAAAUUGUCCUUCAUCGGGGUUCCGUCGAGAACGUUUGCCAAAAGACCACGAGUUUGUCGUGAUUGUGUCUGUGGGAUUGGACGAAAGACGCGCAUAGUGGGUGGAAAUUUUACCACGAUAUACGAAUAUCCAUGGAUGGUCGGAGUGUUGAAGCAGGGUCAGUUUCACUGCGGCGGUAGUUUGAUAACGCGCAAUCACGUGUUAACCGCUGCUCAUUGCCUGAACGGAUAUGACAGAAAGACUUUCGAGCUUCAUUUGGGCGAUCACGAUAUCACGAAACGCACCGCAAAUGUCUAUCGCAGACGGGUCAAAUCUUGGAUCAUUCACGACAGCUUCAAUCCUUACAAUCUCGACAAUGACAUUGCCAUUCUCGAAAUGGACCAGCCCGUGAAUCUGGACGGUGUAGUUCGCUCUGCUUGUCUCCCUGAGAACAGUGCUAUUGACUACGCCGGCUCGAUGGCAACGGCGAUUGGAUGGGGUAGAGUAAAGGAAGGAGCCGAAGUCAGUAAAGUAUUGCGAGACGUUAGCGUGCCAGUACUUUCGGACGAGGAAUGCGACGACUCUGGAUAUCCGAAAACACGAAGAACCGAGAACAUGUUUUGCGCCGGUUAUCUCGAAGGUGUUAAGGAUGCUUGUUCCGGUGACAGCGGCGGCCCGCUCCUCGUUCGAUCACCAGGAGGACAUCUCGAGGUUAUUGGGAUCACAUCAUAUGGUCGUGGGUGCGCAAGACCCAGGUAUCCCGGUGUAUACACCAAAUUGACAAACUAUCUCGGAUGGAUGCAAGAUCAAUUGAAAACUGAUUGCGUAUGUCCGCCACCCAAUCGAACCGUAAUGGUGAUGAAAAUGAAAAUGUUUUCGGAUCGAGGAAAAAUAUUGGCUUUGUUCGUUUUGAGUGUAUUGAAAACGCAAGCUUAUCUCACGAAUUAUGAAAAUGACUCGUCCGAUUACGAAAAAUCCUACCCAAUCGUCAACAAUCGAACUUCGCGAUUCCUCUUCGAUGAGCUCUUCGGCAUUGACGUCACAGGCGGAGGGGAAUCCAGCGACGGCGACGACGUGCAAAAGCUUCGCAAUUGUAGCUGCGAGUGCGGUGUCUUCAGCCAGGAGAAUCGAAUCGUUGGCGGUCGCCCAUCUCCGCCUCACAAAUACCCAUGGGUUGCUCGGCUGGUCUACGACGGUCGUUUCCACUGCGGAGCAAGUCUCGUGACAAACGACUACGUUAUAACGGCCGCUCAUUGCUUGAGAAGGCUAAAACGCUCGAAAAUCCGAGUUAUUCUCGGAGAUCACGAUCAAUACGUCACCACUGACGGUGCUGCCAUCAUGAGAGCCGUCAGUGCAGUCAUCCGUCAUCGCAAUUUCGACAUGAAUUCCUACAACCACGAUGUGGCGUUACUCAAACUCCGGAAACCUGUGAAAUUUACGAAAACUGUGAAGCCCAUUUGUCUACCAGUCCAUGGCUCAGAUCCGGCAGGAAAAGAAGGCACGGUGGUCGGUUGGGGACGGACCACCGAAGGCGGAAUGUUACCGGGCGUAGUGCACGAGGUCAAAGUGCCGAUACUCAGCUUGCAACAGUGUCGACAGAUGAAAUAUCGUGCAAAUCGAAUUACGAGUAACAUGAUAUGUGCCGGACACGGAACGCGAGAUUCUUGUCAGGGCGACAGUGGAGGACCACUCCUGGUACAAGAGGGCGACAAACUCGAACUCGCAGGAAUUGUUUCAUGGGGCGUUGGAUGCGGCCGGCCCGGCUACCCCGGAGUUUACACUCGCGUCACAAGAUACCUCAAUUGGAUUAAGGCGAACAUGAAUGACACGUGUCUUUGCGUCAAAUGAAAAAUUCUCUCGUCAAUUGUAAUUGCGUCAUUUCCAGAACGAAUUUUGAACGAAUUCAUUCUUUCAUGGUAGAAAUACUCUAAAAUUGUACGAGAAAAAAAUUUGGAUUCCGCUUGAUUCGUAAAAAAUCCGAUGAAUUUGUCCAAUUAUAGUAAAUUCAUCGAGACUCAAAUGGGGCUCGUUUCUUGUUGAAAUUUCCAUUGUUUUUUGCUCCUCGAACAAACUCAAUCGAAUUUAUGCGAGUCUCGUUGAAUGAAAAACAAUUUUUAUCUUUCAAUGCAUUAUCAUUAUUCUCUAAUUGAUGUUGCAGAAAACAGGUAGCGCCAGUGAUAAUUUCGAAAGUAAAUUAUUCAAUUGUAUAUAUUUAUUUAAACUAUGCUACUGAGUUGGAGGACGUGAAAGUUUGUUAUUGUACAAAAAUUGUGAGUUUGCGAUACACGUUACCUUGAAAUUUAUUCAAAUAAAUGUUCCGAAGUACAAA